Molecule: messenger RNA, 1296 nt
Organism: Hydractinia symbiolongicarpus
Lineage: Eukaryota; Metazoa; Cnidaria; Hydrozoa; Anthoathecata; Hydractiniidae
Exons: 1
Coding region: 1-1296 (431 amino acids)
Biological process (GO): transmembrane transport
Molecular function (GO): transmembrane transporter activity
Source: RefSeq, a predicted model, not a curated record
AUGGUUUCGCAAGACAGAUUUUUGUUAUGGAAGAAAAAACGGAAUUCAACGUACAUUGUGUUUUUGGUUUUGUACUUCUUAAUGGGCUUAGAACUUGGAUGUGUUAAUGCAACACUAUGGAUUUAUGUAUCAACUGUUGUAAAACCCAAUAAUCCUGAAUUAUUUUACGGGUUAAUUGUUGGAUGCUUUUUCGCACCGCCCAUAUUAUUCUCACCCGUUUUGUCGCGUUUUGCUGACAAAACUAGACGAGUGAAGCUUUGCUUGAUAUCAGUGAUUUAUUUGUCAAUAGCCGGGAGCAUUUUAUACACCAUUCACACAUCUCCCUUGUUUCCGUUGUUUGGAAGAUUUUUGAGCGGGUUUACCAUGGCAGUGACACCACUUAUGGUUUCAGAAGUUGCAAGAUCAUACCCUAAAGAAAAGGUGUCACAAAAAUUGAUGAUGAUUAAUGGUAGUCGUUUAAUAGGUUACGCCUGCGGGCCAUGCAUUUCUAUAUUUUGUUUCAAAACAGAUUUUUGGAUUGGAAGUAUUCACAUAACGUAUGCCAAUGUUAUUGGACCUGUUCUAUUUGUUAUUUGCUGCAUAAUACUGGUUGUUGUAUUAAUUUUUACGCAUGAUUUAUCAAGAGAAUAUGACAUGAAAGCAGAAUCCAUGGAGAGAAAGAAUAUACCUUCUGCAUCAGCAUUCAGCACAACAAAAAAGAUUUUUCAAACUAAAGACACUCUCCUAAUGAUCAUCAUCUGCAUAUUUUUUGGGGUAAUGGACCAAAUAAAUUUCCGUAUAUUACCCAUGAUUGUUAUCACAAGAUUAAACUUCAGUUAUUCAGUUCUGAAUAUUCUGUUAAUGGGUGUUGCGUUCGCCAACAUCGCUCUUGUUGCAUUUCUACUAUCUUGGAGAAUUUCAAACAAAGAGGUGUAUUAUACUGGUAUUAUAAGUUUGCUGUCUGUAAUUCUGACAUCUUUGCUGUUAUUAUUGCUCUACUAUCGAGUUGGACACGUUACUGGAUGGUAUGUGAUGUUGAUUGCCAACCUUCUUUGCAACGUAGUGUUUUUUCUUUCUGAUCAAACAUUUGCAGUGAUUGUGUGCGCAAAAUUGGCUCAUUCAUGCAAUCAAGGAUUCUUGGAAGGUGUUCGUUUGUUUUCUAUACAAAGUGGACGAGUUGUUGGAGCUAUAUGCAUAGGAAUGUAUUACAGCCACAUGAAGUUUUUUUAUCCUUCAACGACAGCAUUGUCAAUUAUGCUCUUGACAUUGUUGAUAUUGCGAAGAAAGACUCUUUCGAAUCCCGUGCCAGUUAUAUAA